Molecule: messenger RNA, 6809 nt
Organism: Astrephomene gubernaculifera
Lineage: Eukaryota; Viridiplantae; Chlorophyta; Chlorophyceae; Chlamydomonadales; Astrephomenaceae
Source: the annotation of a GenBank genome assembly
UCUUAAUGCAAAUGUCAUAUGUCGCUGAAUUGUCAGCAUCAUGCUCUGGGGAAGCCUGGAACUCCGUACAUGUUGAGUACGAUGUGCUUCGAAUAAUGCGAGAGGCGACUCUCUACAAGCUUCCUGCAAAGACCUAAAAAAUGGCUUCAAGAAGACAAGUUCCCUAAAAUGAGUAUAGGUAGCUAGAAGCUGUCUUUCGUCCGGUCGGGUGUAUUUUACGGAGAAUGACUCUCACUAAUGAAGAAGCAUACCUUGAGGAGCUGUGGCGCGAGGAGGAAGAUGAUGACUUGGAGCCUCCCGCGCUCCAACAAGCCCUCAUGCAGCAGGAAAAGUCCCUGCCCAGCUACCAGGAGCUCAUGGGCCAGGGCGCGGCCAUCAUUUCCCUUCGCCGCAGCAGCCCAUCUGCCGUACGUCCCAGCAGCGAACCGCAUGUCGGCAGGGGAACCCAGUACGGCGACACCAACGGCCUGAGCCCUGGCGCCAGCCCCGGCCUCAGCCCAAUCCGCGGGGCCUUCAUCGGCAGCAGCGGGGCGGACAGUGACAACGAUGCAGCGCUGCGACCUCCCGCAACGCUGGGUCUGGGCCCCAGCGUGGGUGCGGAUCCCGAGCAGUUGAAACGGCGGUUGCAAUCUGUCGUACAAGCUGUCAAUGCGCACCAGCAGCGCUAUGAGGCCGUGCUGUUGGAGGCGAACAAGGCGACGGAGCUGGUGCGCAGCAUGGAGGCGGAGAUCAGCUCCCUCCAGGCCGAGGCCGAGGAGCUCUCCCGCCGCCUGCCGCCCGCACCCGAGCGCCAGCGGCAGCUGCGCACCUGGCUGGGCCAGCGCGGUGCGGCUCUGGAGGCGCAGCGGGCGGUGCGGGACGCGCGGCAGCUGGAGCUCAUUGCUGCUGAGGCGGCGCUGCGGGCUGCGGAGCGGGAGCUGGAUUUCAUGGCGGAGGCGCGCGAGGAGGUGGCGGCGGCGCAGGCGGCCGAAUCGGCAGCGCAGGGUGCAACGGUGGCGGCGCUGCGGGCGCGGGAGGACCGAGCGGUGGCGGGCUACACGCGGCGGCAGGCGGAGCAGGCGGGCAGGCUGGCGGCGGCGAGGCAGGAGGCGGAGGAGACGGGGCGGAGGCGCGUGCAAGCCGCGGAGGAGGCGCAUGCCAAGGUGCUGGCACGCGUCAAAUCCAACCAGGAACGCAUCAGGGAUGGGGUCUCCGCGGGCCGUCAGGCGCAGGCGGCAGCGCAGGCGGCGCGGCGGGAUGCCGUACUGGGGCUCAAGUCCAGCAUGGCUGCCGUACGCGCUGAGGUGGCGCGGGAGGCUGAGCUGGCUGCUGUGCUGCAGCGGCAGCGGCGGGAGCUGCAGGAGCGGGAGUUCGGGGCGUUGGUGGAGGCGGGGAUGAACCCGUACGAGGUGUUCAGGAGGAGGGACAUGGAGGCAGAGUCCCGGCGGCAGCACGAGCAGAUCCAGAGCAACAUCUCCUCCCGCCAGCUGGAGCUCGCAUCGCAGCUGGCGCGAGAGCAGGAGGCGUACAACCGGGCGCUAGCAGCCAAGAGGAGGGACAAGGCGGAGAGGGCUGCCUUCGAUCGGGAGAUGGGUGUGGCAGCUCGGCAGGCUCGCACGGACGACUACAUGAUGAGCCACACGCUGACCGGAACAUCCAUGCUGGACCCCACGGGUCGCAUCCCCUUCAAUCCCUCGGAGGCGGUGGUCGUCAAGACGGCGCGCUUCGGCCGCGGCGGCGCGCCUCCCGAGGUGCUGCAGCAGCAGCUGGCGCGGCUGGGUCCCGAGGCGCCCAAGGCGCUGCUGCUGCCCGCCAAGUACCGCAACCCACCCGACGCAGCGGAGGCGGUGGCGGGACUGGGGACGGCGCGGGCAGCCACCAGCGAUGAUGAGGGUGAUGGCAUGGGCUCACCGCCCCGCUCCCCCUCCAUCAACCGAGUCGGCCUAACCGCCGGCGCAGGAGGACCCGGCGGCGGCGGCGGCGCCUCCGCCUCCCCCGCCGGCGCCCUCUCCCACUUCCAGCAGCACCCCAACCCGGGCCUCCACGAGCACGGCAGCUUCCCACAUGGCCACUCCGCACACCCCCAUGCGCACCCCCACCACCACCACCACGGCCAGCACGGACACCACGACCCCUACCAGCAGCCGCAGCUGCCGUACGCGGCUUUCCAGCAGCAGCAGCAGCCGGGUGACCGUUACAAGCAGUUGGCCACGAGGCCGCUGUCCAAGCUGGAGCAGGGGAUGAUGGAGGCGGCCAAGACGAAACACAGGCAGGCGAUUGGGAUGGCGCAGACCCAGAUGGGGCGCACCUUUGGCGGCGACGCCUUCCUGCCCUCCCCCGCCGUGGUGGAGUUCAAGGACUUUGACCUGGGGCGCACCACCACCUCCUCCGUGCAUAUCAUCAACCGCUCCUACAAGAAAAACACGUUUCGCGUCACCGGCAUCCCUGUGGAGUACUGCGACGUGCUGGACUUCUCCUACAAGCUGCCCGGCUACCUGGCGCCCGGCGUCUCCUCCGAGGUGGUCAUCUCCUUCACGCCCAAGGCCCACGUCGACAUCGACUCCUGCCUGCAGUGCCUGGCGGACACCGGGCCCUUCGUCGUGCCCAUCCGCUGCCGGGCCAAGCGCGCCUCGCUGUCCGUGUCGCCCGCCACCGUGGAUUUCGGGGCGGGGGUGACGCUGGGGGAGAGCGCCAGCAGGACGUUUGUGAUCAGCAAUGAUGGGGCGCUGGAGGUGGAGUACCGGCUGGACAGUCCCCAGCUCUCCGAGGACGAGCGGGCCGCGCUCAAGUCCUCCGGCACCACCUCCGCCCUCACCUCCGCCACCGUCGCAGCAGCCGCAGCAGCCGCUGUGGGCCGCAGCCGCUCCCUGGGAGACUCCUCUGCCGUUGCUGGUGCUGCUGGUGCUGCAACACCCGGGGGCGGGGGCGGAGGAGGCGGCGGCUCGCUCAUCCUGGACCCCCAUGGCGGCCCCGCGCCCGCUAGCUCCCACUCCAUGACGCCGCGUGAGGAGCGCCGACUCACGCACGGCGGCUUCACGGUGUACCCCUGCGUGGGGGUGAUUGGGGGGUACAGCCGGGUGACCUUCACCGUGACGUUCGCGCCGGUGGUGGCGGCGGCGGCGAAGCUGCAGCUGAUUGCGACGUACAAGGCGCCCAGCAUGAAGCGCCUGACGCUGCCGCCGCAUGAGGUGCUGCUGAGCGGGGUGGGGCGCGACGUGCCCGUCUACCUGGAGCGGCCCGUCAUUGACUUCCAGUGCUGCAUGCUGGGGCACCUGUACCGAGAUGUGCUGGUGGUUCGCAACGGCGGCAAGAGCGCGAUGAAGGUGAUGGUGGUGCCGCGACCCGAGCUGGAGGGCUUCUUCGAGUUCGCACCGGACUUUGGGUUCGUGCAGGCGGGCGACUCGUUCCCCAUCACCAUCCGCUUCAAGCCCACUCCCGCACUGCUGGCCGCGUGUCGGCAGCACGUUGUAGAGCCGGCGGAGGAGCAGGUCAUCGAAGUGGCCAUGCGCCUCUCCGUCCCCGACCAGGUCCUCCCAGUGCCCUUCACCCUUCGCGCGCAACUCACCAUCACCGACCUCCUCUUCGACCCGCCCUCCCUGGACUUUGGAGAUUGCGUCAUGUCCGAGCGCACCGCCGUACGACUCAGCAUCCGAAACCCGGGGCGCCUGCCGCAAACGUUUGGCUUCGUGGGCCUCCCAGGCGGCCUACGCAUCAGCCCCAACGAUGGUUUCGGCUACGUGCUCCCCGGGGAGGAGCUGCAGCGUGUGGUGGCCUUCCAGCCGCCCAUUGCGGGGCCGCAGACCUUCAGCAUCACCGCCAAGACGCUUGCGGGCCGCUCCUUCACGCUGCCGUGUCGAGCCAAUGGUGUGCAGCCCAAACUGAGCAUGUCGCAUAACCGGGUUCGCAUGACUGCGACGCCCGUGGGGGACACGCGGACGGUGUCUAUUGCGCUCAUUAACCGCACGGAUACCCCGCAGGCGUACGAGUUCGCGGUACCCCAGGGCAGUGACCUCACCUUCAGUCCGCACGUGGGGGAGGUCCCGCCGCAGUCACGACUGCGGGUGCAGAUCGAUUACAGCCCCAGACCGCCCGAGGAAGGCGAACAGCCGGGAGCGCUGCCGCCGCAGCCGCCCGACAGCAGCGGCGGCGGCGCCGAGGGCGACGGCGGUGAGGCUGACGGUGCGCCGGAUUCACCGCUUGGCUGGCCGGGAUCCCCCACGGGAGCCGGGGAGGGAGGCGAGGAGGAGCCGGCGCCGGUGAAAGGGAGGGGCAAGGCGGCGGGGGCGGGGGCGGCAGGCGGCAGGGGGCCAGGGGCUGCGGCGGCGGCUUCAGCUGCGGCUGCUGCUGCGAAGGCGGCCAAGGCAGGGGAGCGGCGGGGAUCCCCGGGUGCAAGGAGAGGAGGAGGGGCUGGAGGAAGGUCGCCGUCGCCAACGUUGGGGCGCAAGGUUGUGUCCAAGAACUCCCCCAAGAAAUACGACACUGCUGAGGAGGACAGCGAGUACGACAGCGCCGCCGACGGUACGGACGACGCGGGCGGCGACGGCGACGACGACACCGGCACUGUCGCCGACAGCACCUCGGGCUCGGGACCCACGGGUCGGUCCGCAUCCUCUUGGUACCGCUGGCGAGAACACACCAUCACCUGCUUCAUCCGGCCGCAGCCGCCGCAGGCUGCCACACAGGAGCUGCAUCUGCAGCUGUCCACGUGUGCCGUACUUCCGGAUCUCGUACUGCAAACGGAGCUGCCGUACGUCGCCCUGCACCAGUGUCACAGCCUUGAUUUCGGGCCCGUACCGGUGGGGCAACGGGUGCUUCGGACGCUUGAGCUGGCGAAUGAGGGCUCCGAGACCCUUACCCUUGCCGCCGAGCCGCUCGACUGUCGUGAGGUCUUCAGCUGCGUCAACGCGCUGCGACCCGUGCGCCCGGGCGCCACCUUCCGUCUCCUCGUCGCCUUCACGCCACAAGCCCGUACGGAAUACCUCGAAGUCCUUGUCGUACGAUCCGCCCGUACACGCCUCCGCGUCGCCCUCAAAGGCGCCGGCAUUGCCCCUGAACUCCAGCUGGGCCCCGAGGGCGUGACUUCCACAGGCCUAGACCUGGGCGACGUUCCCGUGGGCGAGAGCAGCAGCCGCAGCUUCACGGUCACCAACGUCUGCCCCUUCCCGCUGUCCUUCUCCAUGGUGCUACGAGGCAGCCCCUCCGCUGCCGCACCCAACCUUGCCAUGCGGCCGCCCUUUGCAUGCCAGCCCUCAGAGGGAACACUGGCGCAGGGCGAGAGCUGCGAGGUGUCGGUGUCCUUCAGUCCCGCGUGUCAGCGGCCGUACUUUGAGGAUGCGCUGCAGGUACUGGUGCCCAAUCAGCAAGACCAGCUGCUGGUGCCGCUGCGGGGACGCGGCUGGCAGGAGGGCGUGUUCGUGUCCGGGCCCGCCUAUCCCAACCCCGACCCCGACCCCUUCAUGCUGCACCACCUAGCUGCCACGGCGCGGGUGCAGCUCCCGCCGUCGGUUGCAGGCGGGGCGAAUGGAGCGGCCGCAGCGGCUGCUGCAGCCGCGGCGGCAGCGGCAGCCACCGCAGCUGCCAGUGGCGGCGCCAAGCAGUCCAAGCCAGCUACGCCGGGGACACCGGGCGGUAAGAGCAAGGCCGCUGCUGCGGCGGCAGCCGCCGCCGCUGCCGCAGCAGCCGCUGCAACCACGGCUGAGGCUCGCGUGCUGACGCUGACGUUCCCUCACGCUGUCUACGCGGGAGAGGUUGCAAAGGCCUCUUUUGAGGUCGGCAGCCUCAGAAGUGCUGUGCUAGGUACGGCACCGGGUGAGGUGAUAUUGCAGGAGCUGCCGUCGGAGGCGCGGGAGGCGGGCUGGGCGGUAGCGGACCCGCCGGCCCCACCCGGCGGCGGCGCCGUCAAGAUCGCGCUGGCGGCGGGCGAGGUCAAGACCAUUACGCUGUCGUACACGCCACCCCGCAAGCCGCACCCCGGCAUGGUUGCGGCUUACGGACACCAGGAGUACCGUACGUUGCGGUUGUUGUGCACCUUGCGCGGCGGGCUGCCGUCCCUUGCUGGCGGGCCUGAGGGCAGGACGGUGGCGGUGGUGGCGCGGUGUCGGCUUGUGCCAGGGACACGGCCGCACGGUGAGCCGCUGCCGCCGUCGGUGACGGAGGUGCUCACGGCGCCAUCUCCGGCGCCGUCAGGUGGGCAGGGGCCCCCUGGGACGCCCGGCUCGGGGGCACGCAGAGGCACGCCGCCAUCACCGUCGCAAGCUGCAGCGAAGAAAGGUUGAGAUGGGAGGUGGGAGGCGGUGCUGCAAGGGAGGUGUUGACGGUUUACAAUUGGCGAGAGGGUUCUGGCAUGUACUGUUAAGAGACUAGGGAGGCUGCGACACCUGCAUUGCAUGUGAAUUGGUCCGGGCGACCCAGAAAGGCAUGCACGAUCCGGCGUAACAGCGGUUGUGCUAUAUGUUGGUGACCUUAUGGCGUGCUAGUGAUGGGGGCGAUGAUGGCCCAGAUGAGCAAUGAACGUGAAGGGCUGUUUUGAGGCCUUGCGUUGUUGGUGUUGGUAAGCAGGAUGUGGGAGGUCGCCAUAGUCCUGAGGAAGGCGCCUUUAACGUGUGACAGGUUUUGCGAAAUUUGCUUUCGCCCAAAGCGAGUUUCCUUGCAAGCUUUAGGACAUGUACCAAAGCUUGCGACUUGGAUGCCUGUGGUGCUGAACGUAAACAGGCCAACGGUUGACUGACCAAGGUGACGCUCGCUUGUGCGUGCAUUUGCUCUGCUGAGCCUUAUCCAAGAGGUUCCUGUUAUGGGCCGUGCUGCGCAGUGUAACGGCGCAUGGAAGGUGG